Molecule: messenger RNA, 4157 nt
Organism: Homo sapiens (human)
Lineage: Eukaryota; Metazoa; Chordata; Mammalia; Primates; Hominidae
Gene: TMCC2
Product: transmembrane and coiled-coil domain family 2
Exons: 6
Coding region: 1043-2938 (631 amino acids)
Cellular component (GO): endoplasmic reticulum membrane
Source: RefSeq, a predicted model, not a curated record
GCGCGCUCGCCGCGGGCUCGGGCCGCGGUCGCGGCUUUGCGGCAGGCUGCGCGUCAGGCGGGGAGCGGGGCGCGCGGGCCGGGGAGGGGGCCGGGCGCGCUGCGGGCUCCGCGGCCGGACCAUGCGGGGCAGGGGCCGGUUGCAGGGCCGGGGGCUGCAGCCGGCGCCGAUGGCGGCCGACUAGGACCUGCCCGGCCGGCUGCCCCGCGCCCCGCCUCGCCCCGCAGCCCGGCCGGCCGGGAGGGAUGCGCUGUGCCGCCCAGCUCCUCUCCGUCCUGCCCAUGCCCUGAAGCAGAAAGUUUGGGGGCCGGGGGUUGUCUCCCUUCUCCCUCCUGCAAUGACUGCCCAAGGACUCUUGCUGCCCAGCCUCGACUGUGACCUGUCUUCGCUCCCCAGGUCGAAAUGAACUAUUCCAAGCUAUAACCAAGGCUCCCCCUUCUCGCCCCUCCCUCACCCGCCUUUAAGAAUUUUUUUUUUAAUUCAAGAAAUUGUGGUCUGCCAUCUCCCCUCCUUGUUAAUAAUUUAGACCCCAGGCCUCAUAUGAAUAUAAGAGGGGGUGCGGUCUUCCCCAAGACGGCGCGCUGGAAGGACAGAUUCCCCUUGCCGACCCACAUACACCAUGAAGAGGUGCAGAUCGGACGAGCUGCAGCAACAACAGGGCGAGGAGGAUGGAGCUGGGCUGGAAGAUGCCGCUUCCCACCUGCCGGGCGCGGACCUCCGGCCUGGGGAGACCACGGGUGCUAACUCUGCUGGCGGGCCAACUUCAGACGCCGGCGCUGCCGCGGCGCCCAACCCAGGUCCCCGAAGCAAGCCUCCUGAUUUAAAGAAUGGCCACUGCAUCUCCAGGCACUACGUUCCCAUUCCAGAUGGGAAGAUUUGGGAAGGGCCAGUGCCUUUAUCAGGAAAGCAAAAGUGCUCCCAGAAGCUCUCACCUUGCUUUUCGUUGGCCCAAACUGUGUCAUGUGGCUACUCCUAGCUGCAAGGGGAGUCUGAUGAAGCAGGAAUUUUUAGCAAGAAAAUCCAGCAGCUGUCAGAGGGCUCCAUGUUUGGCCACGGUCUGAAGCACCUGUUCCACAGCCGCCGUCGGUCUCGGGAAAGGGAGCACCAGACGUCUCAGGAUUCCCAGCAGCAUCAGCAGCAGCAGGGUAUGUCCGACCAUGACUCCCCAGAUGAGAAGGAGCGCUCUCCGGAGAUGCAUCGCGUCUCCUACGCCAUGUCCCUGCACGACCUGCCCGCCCGGCCCACCGCCUUCAACCGCGUGCUGCAGCAGAUCCGCUCCCGGCCCUCCAUCAAGCGGGGCGCCAGCCUGCACAGCAGCAGUGGGGGCGGCAGCAGCGGGAGCAGCAGCCGGCGCACCAAGAGUAGCUCCCUGGAGCCCCAGCGUGGCAGCCCUCACCUGCUGCGCAAGGCCCCCCAGGACAGCAGCCUGGCCGCCAUCCUGCACCAGCACCAGUGCCGUCCCCGCUCUUCCUCCACCACCGACACUGCUCUGCUGCUGGCCGACGGCAGCAACGUGUACCUCCUGGCUGAGGAGGCCGAAGGCAUCGGGGACAAGGUCGAUAAGGGAGACCUGGUGGCCCUGAGCCUCCCCGCCGGCCAUGGUGACACCGACGGCCCCAUCAGCCUGGACGUGCCCGAUGGGGCACCGGACCCCCAGCGGACCAAGGCCGCCAUUGACCACCUGCACCAGAAGAUCCUGAAGAUCACCGAGCAGAUCAAGAUUGAGCAGGAGGCUCGCGACGACAAUGUGGCAGAGUAUCUGAAACUGGCCAACAACGCGGACAAGCAGCAGGUGUCACGCAUCAAGCAAGUGUUCGAGAAGAAGAACCAGAAGUCAGCCCAGACCAUCGCCCAGCUGCACAAGAAGCUGGAGCACUACCGCCGGCGCCUGAAGGAGAUUGAGCAGAACGGGCCCUCGCGGCAGCCCAAGGACGUGCUGCGGGACAUGCAGCAGGGGCUGAAGGACGUGGGCGCCAACGUGCGCGCAGGCAUCAGCGGCUUUGGGGGCGGCGUGGUGGAGGGCGUCAAGGGCAGCCUCUCUGGCCUCUCACAGGCCACCCACACCGCCGUGGUGUCCAAGCCCCGGGAGUUUGCCAGCCUCAUCCGCAACAAGUUUGGCAGUGCUGACAACAUCGCCCACCUGAAGGACCCCCUGGAAGAUGGGCCCCCUGAGGAGGCAGCCCGGGCACUGAGCGGCAGUGCCACACUCGUCUCCAGCCCCAAGUAUGGCAGCGAUGAUGAGUGCUCCAGCGCCAGCGCCAGCUCAGCCGGGGCAGGCAGCAACUCUGGGGCUGGGCCUGGUGGGGCGCUGGGGAGCCCUAAGUCCAAUGCACUGUAUGGUGCUCCUGGAAACCUGGAUGCUCUGCUGGAAGAGCUACGGGAGAUCAAGGAGGGACAGUCUCACCUGGAGGACUCCAUGGAAGACCUGAAGACUCAGCUGCAGAGGGACUACACCUACAUGACCCAGUGCCUGCAGGAGGAGCGCUACAGGUACGAGCGGCUGGAGGAGCAGCUCAACGACCUGACUGAGCUUCAUCAGAACGAGAUGACGAACCUGAAGCAGGAGCUGGCCAGCAUGGAGGAGAAGGUGGCCUACCAGUCCUAUGAGAGGGCACGGGACAUCCAGGAGGCCGUGGAGUCCUGCCUGACCCGGGUCACCAAGCUGGAGCUGCAGCAGCAACAGCAGCAGGUGGUACAGCUGGAGGGCGUGGAGAAUGCCAACGCGCGGGCGCUGCUGGGCAAGUUCAUCAACGUGAUCCUGGCGCUCAUGGCCGUGCUGCUGGUGUUCGUGUCCACCAUCGCCAACUUCAUCACGCCCCUCAUGAAGACACGCCUGCGCAUCACCAGCACCACCCUCCUGGUCCUCGUCCUGUUCCUCCUCUGGAAGCACUGGGACUCCCUCACCUACCUCCUGGAGCACGUGUUGCUGCCCAGCUGAGUGGCCAGCCACACCAACCCUGUGCUCUCUGGCCCCCAGCUGGCCACACUUCUCCAGGAGGGACCCUUGGACUUCUUUGUGUGUCCAGUUUGGCCUCCUGCCCAAACUGUCCAUUCCAGCAGCUCCUGCCCCCUUCUCUGUACUUGCUUCUGUCUGACACCUUCUCCCUGUUGGCCUGAAGGGAGCUUAGAAUGCAGCCCUACCUGGAGAUAGUGCGGGCACCUGUGGCCAAGUGGAGCAGAGGUGGACAUGGGGUUGGAUUGUUUUGAUUAUUUAUAGUUACACAAGGACUUCUCCCAGCUGACCCUCAGGAUGCCCCAAGUCAGGAAGACCAUUAAGAAUAGGAGGAGAGGGCUCUGCCUCAACUUUCCUAGGAAAGAGCCCACCUCGGAGAUAGCUACGGUUUUCUCUGGUGGAGAUGGUGAGGAUGAAGGCUGGAGAGUGAGGGAGGAGGCUCUGCUGGCCGCAGAGAACACAGGGAUGGGAGGGUCCCUAGCCUUCGGGCACCUCCAGGGCCAGAGAGCAGGCUCAGAGCAGCUAGUGUGGAGCUCAGCAUCCCCACCCCACCCCUCCUCCCUGUAGAGCUGAUUUGAGGCCUCCUUCUGGGGCUGGGCUCUGCAGGCCAGGUGGGUGUGGCCUGUGUUUUCCCUUCUGUUCUUUCUGCCUGUACUGGAUCUGUUAUUUUCAGGGAAACAGGCCCCAGGGCCCCCCUGAGCCUCACCCUAAGCCCUUAGGCCUCUGAGAGUGCUGUUGGGUUCUAUUUAUUUAUUUAUUUGUUCCUUUGUUCCCUACCCGUGCCCCCAGUGUCUUCCCUGCUGAGUACCAGGAGAGGUCCUGCCCCAUCCUCUCUCUGAAGCCAGGGCCCUUCCAUUCCAUUUAGCCUUUGGAUCAUCCUGGCUGGGAGAAGUGGGACCGAGCCACCCAGCCCCACUAUCCCCAAGCAGCCCUACAGCCGGGAUGGGAGGCACGUGGCCUCUCUUUUAUCCGUCUAUUUAUUUUGUAAGUGUAUUCGUGUGGAGGAGGUUGUUGCUUUAUUUUUUUAAGGCUCUGGAGUGUUGUGUAUGGUUUCUUUUCACAUCCCAGCCUCCCAUGGGCACUUCUAAGAAGAGAGGGGAUUUCUUGGAAAAGGAGAGAGGAAUCCCCUAGAGCAGGGAAAGCAGUGCCUGCCAGCUGUUGUGCACCUUCCUGAGAAAUAAAUAUCCUCUAAAUUUUCAAACCA